Messenger RNA from Aspergillus terreus NIH2624, 3486 nucleotides. Its product is annotated as exocyst subunit SEC8. The transcript has 9 exons. Gene Ontology annotation, cellular component: exocyst. Gene Ontology annotation, biological process: Golgi to plasma membrane transport; exocytosis. The record is from RefSeq and is a predicted model, not a curated record. NCBI's taxonomy places the organism in Eukaryota, Fungi, Ascomycota, Eurotiomycetes, Eurotiales, Aspergillaceae. Bases 1 to 3486 code for a protein of 1161 amino acids.
AUGAGUGGCAGAGCCGGCUACGCCAACGGAUACGGAUACUCCGACUCCAGCCGGUAUGGCGGCACCGAUGGGAGUUACACCGGCAACAAUAACCUCGGGGUGAAUAACUAUGGCAGUGGCGGUGGUGGUGGAGGAGGACGAGAGCGUCGCCCGGGUGGCUACGGUGGUUUUUACCCGGAAGAGUCCCAGCAACCUGCUUUAGCAGCAUCCCGCUCGCCGGAGAGACCGCGCGACAGAUGGGACCAGGAUCGCGGCUACUCGUCCUCACGGUCACGGACUCGCGAUGGCGAGUCGGAAGGCAGGCUGCCGAGCUCUCGCGAUGGUAGAGCCCCUGAAGAGUCCAGCUGGUUGGCGCCCGAAAGUCGGAAGAGAAGUCCCCCAUGUCGCCAGGAGCGGUGCGAGGUUUUGCAAUCCGUCCAGCGCGAUUGGGAUUUUGUUGCCUCCGACGACUGUGUGCCGGUCCAAGUGGCCUUGCAAUUGAUGGACACAAGUACAUUAGGCAAAGCAGAACGCGAGCCAGAUUUUCUACUCAUGCGCGAUCGAAUACAAAAGACUCUGAAAUCCGUUGUCAACGAACAUCACCAGGGAUUCAACAGCUCUAUCGGUACAUACCACAAAAUACAGAGUAGUAUACAAAGCUCUCAGGGUCGUGUACGCGCUCUCAAGAACGCGUUAGAGGGAGCGAAAUCCGGACUUCUCUCGACUAAGCCUGAGUUAAAAGGACUGGCAACAUCGUCGCAGAACUACGACGACAUCAUUCAAUUAUUCAGCCAGAUUGAAGAGAUACAAUCACUCCCCGAGAAGCUGGAGUCCCGGAUAUCGGAUAAGCGGUUUCUUGCAGCGGUCGAAGUACUCCACGAUGCGUUCCGCCUUCUGCGGCGAUCCGAACUGGACAACAUCGGCGCCCUCGCAGACAUUCGUGCCUAUUUCGCGAACCAAGAAUCAUCUUUGACGGACAUUUUGGUGGAGGAGCUGCAUGAUCACUUGUACCUCAAAUCUCCUUACUGCUCUGGUAGAUGGAAACCACCGACGCCAGAGGGAGAAAGCAAUAACGGCAACCCUACUAACUGGGUCGGCAUCAAUACCUGGGAGAGGCCCGUACAUGCUUUUCUUGCAAAGCUGGACGCUUCAACUCCAAUGGUGGAAGACGCUUCUCGGAAUCCAGAGGCAGAUACAUUUCACUACAUCCAGUUAUUGAUUGAGUCCCUGAACAAAAUGGGUCAUCUGGACAUCGCGGUGGACCGAAUUGAACAACGGCUUCCAGUCGAGCUUUUCACAGUGGUUGACAAGACGAACGCGGAAAUUGAUGCACGCUACCCGAACCUGACUCGUGGCUUUUCGUCGCAGGAUAGCAAAUCCGCGCUCCCCACAGAGAUCAUUGAAGAGCGCGGCCAUGUCCUUAUGGAAUUCUUGUGGACAUUGUAUGCCAAGUUUGAAGCUAUUGCUGAAGGCCAUCGUGUCGUUCAUGAUGUGAUCUCUGGAAUAGUUGAACGCGAAGCGAUCCCUAAAAGCAGCGCACUUGCGGGCGGAUUUAAGGAGCUUUGGAAGCUCUAUCAAAGCGAGAUCCGUAGCCUGAUGCACGACUAUCUGGCAACGGAUGGAGAAUCGUCCUUGCGUCCAGGCGAGGAUGCUGAUAAUAAGCGCAUGCUAUACGCCGGCCUCAGAGAUAAGAACAAGAAAAUGUUCAAAUUGUCUGAAGCCGAUGGGUCUACAGAGAUGAAGGCCGAGCAAGACGAGUUGGAUGAGAUCCUUCGGUCAUCCGUCCCUGGUUUAGUGUCGAAGACAAGGCAGAAAUCUGCCGCCAGUGACAUGCCUUCUUCACGACAGGCUGGAACGGGGCAUAAGAUUCUUAUUGAACCUAGCGUGUUCAACAUGAGUCUGCUUCUGCCUCCCUCCCUGUCCUUCAUCCAACGUUUAAAAGAGAUCGUUCCCGUGGAUUCGGACAUCGCAAUGAGCUCCUUGACGACAUUCUUGGAUGACUUCCUUGUCAAUGUGUUCCUCCCUCAACUGGACGAAACUGUCACGGACUUGUGUACUCUCAGUUUCAUCGCCGCCGAUGCUUUCAUGCAGGAUCCCCAGUGGUCAACCGUGGCUCCUCGCCCGAUUUUCAAGGGAACUGUCAAAUUCAUGUCUAUCGUCCGCGAGUUCAGUAAGAUGCUGUCUAGCAUCCCUCCUGACCAAGCCUUUUCGCAACUCCUCAUCACUCAAAUCAUGACAUACUAUGACAAGUGUUGUGGCUGGUACAGAGCCAUGGUGACAAAGGUUUCGGCUCGUGAUAAUAAUACUGUGCGGCUCAGAGCCGCAGCGCAAUAUGCCGAAUCUGGUGAUAUCCGCGAUGUGGUCAACGAGUUGUGGACAAAUGAUACUAGCAACAAGCAGAAGCUCAUAGACAAGGAAACUGAUCUCCUCCUUCAACAAACAACCAAAGUGCCUUUGGAGCCGUAUGACAUCAUAUCAGACCCCAAAACUGUUGUCUCUCUGUCACUUCUUUACAACAGCAUGCAAUGGCUUGCAAGCCAUCUCUCCAAACUCCGGCAAAUAACGCAACCCAGUCCAGAGACUCGGCAGUCACAAUCUGAAAGUCGACCAAACCGCAGAUGGACCUUAAUUGGAGCAAUGAAGCCAAAGCGCGAUAGUAUUAACCAGCCGGUCUACCUCCCGCUUAACCAAGAGACCGCCACCGUUUUUGACACUACGCUCCAGUCACUGCGGGAUCUUGCAACUGCGGCCCUCUUUGCUUUGCACAUAGAUAUCAGAUGUGGCGUCAUCCACAUGCUCACCCGGACAAUGUCCGGCCCCAACCCUCAAAAUAUCAGCCACGCAGAGCCGGCGACGCCGUCGCCGUCAAAUACCAAUCGGUGGCAUAUCCUUCUGAACCAACCAACAGCAGCGUCGCCCACUGUUCUUGAGUUGAACAAUGACUUGAUCGCCUUCGACACGAACAUGUCCACGUACUUGGGACCCAGUGAGCGGUGGUUCAUCAAAUCGGGCCUCGCGAGAUUUAUCGAUCAGACAUUCGUUUCUACUACUCGCCACAUUGGUGCAAUGAACGAAAACGGUGCUUUGCGGCUUCAGCUGGACGUGCUUGUUCUCCAGCAAAAUCUGAAGAACAUCAUCAUUGAUCCAACCACCGAGACUGCCAACGAUGAUCGUCAGCCCAGGCGGGGGCGUGAGGAGCAUCAGGAAACGGUGGCUCUUCCUCGCAGCGCCAAGUUCCUCGACUGGUUCAUGGAAGGUGCUGAGAAGGCCUUGGAUUACGCAAAGGAGGAAAAGGAAUCGUUCGCCGAGCAAGGCGAAAAGGCAUUGGCCGCAGGAAACGGCGAACCGUUCACCUACGAUGAGCUCAAGGUGCUCAUCGACCUCUGCUUCUCGGAUAUCCUCCAUGGCCCGAGAGGAGACGAGAACCGGGAAGAUUUUAUGACUGCGAAGAAAGCAAGCGCAGACGCGCUGCUGAGGCUGAACGAGAUCAUGUGGGAUUCUCGGUAA